Molecule: messenger RNA, 2434 nt
Organism: Didymella exigua CBS 183.55
Lineage: Eukaryota; Fungi; Ascomycota; Dothideomycetes; Pleosporales; Didymellaceae
Product: ferric reductase
Exons: 2
Coding region: 259-2109 (616 amino acids)
Biological process (GO): iron ion transport; copper ion import; intracellular iron ion homeostasis
Cellular component (GO): plasma membrane
Molecular function (GO): ferric-chelate reductase activity
Source: RefSeq, a predicted model, not a curated record
ACCGAAGACCUCCAGUGCGAUAUUUGUAUACACCAUUACACUUCCACGUGGCGUUGGAGCUGACUGAACUCAGCUCGUCCGGUUGUUAGGUGUCCGUGACACCCACACAAAAUAUCAAGACCUCAUCAGACCAGUCUUGCGACGUUUCGCUCGCUACAGGUCGUCAAUCUUCCACAUAAUCUCAAUCAGGGUGUCAGGCUCGAUAACAGACUUUCCUCCAACCCACGUUCAGGCAGAACUAGAUCAACCCCUUCAACUAUGUCCAUCCACAAUGAACUCUUCACAUCGAGCGAACCCAACAUCGACGAUGUCCAUGCAAACGCUUCAUCAUCGAAUUUGGACCCCUUCAAAUUUAGUCAUGGACUCACAGGGGUAGAUCAGCCUGCCAACUACCUCUUUAUCAACAUUUUGAUAGCGACGUUAUUACUUCCGAUUGUUCUUGCAUUUGCAUAUCGGAGUGUCAUUUACCUACGAAACGACCGUCGUCGUGUCUCAGUUAUAAACUCCUGUAGGGGCCAGAAUUUCUGGAAGAGAGACAGAUACUCCAUACUAGGCUCGCUGAAGAGAUACUUCCUCUAUGCCCCGCUGAUGGGUGAUCGACACAGUCGCAAGCUACAGGUGACGCCCAGCGUCAGUGCCAGAGCGUUGCCCACACGGCCACAAUUCCUUGUCAUCAUAAUCUACAUUACUAGCAACGUUGCCUUCUGUCUAGCGAUCCCAGAACGACCUACAGCACAACGAUUUGCGGAGCUUCGAGGACGAUGCGGCGCCCUUGCAGCAUUCAACUUGAUAAUUACGGUCCUGUUUGCCCUCCGCAACAACCCGCUCAUCUGGCUAUUGGGAAUCAGCUACGACACAUUCAACCUCUUCCACCGUUGGGCCGCGCGACUGGUCGUCCUCGAGUCAACAGCUCACGUUGCCGCAUUCGUUUACAGCACCUACCAAGUCACUUAUGAGGGACAGAAUGGAUGGGCCAGCAUCAAGUGGAUUAUCGAGCAAUCGGUGUCCUACAGAUGGGGUCUCGCCGGCUUUAUCGGUUUCAUCUUCCUACUACUGCAGUCACUCGGACCGCUCCGUCGAGCUUUCUACGACACGUUUCUGACUCUGCACCGUCUCGGGAUUAUCGUAUCAAUAUCCGGAGUCUAUUAUCACAUGGCAAAGCAUGCUCUGCCGCAACUUCCUUGGGCUUACGUCGUCGUCAUAUUACUUGCACUGGAACCUGCGAUAAGGAUGGGCCGUGUGGUAUACUACAACUUCGCCUGGAAGCAACGCGCCUGGACAAGAGUCGUGCUUGAAGCUUUACCCGGAGAAGCAACGCGAGUUACCUUCUCGAUACCUCAAUCGUGGAAUGUCAAGCCAGGGUCACACACCUACGUAUACCUGCCACGAGUAGCACCACUCUCCUUACACCCAUUCUCGAUAGCUUGGCAUACUUCUUCCGGAUAUACCAGGUUGGACUCUGAAAAGCUCCAAUUGAGCGUGGCGGAUCUGAUGGUAGAAGAUGGUCCAAGCACGAUCUCGUGUAUCGUCCGCGCGCGUAGGGGUAUGACCCGCUCGCUGUACGACAGAGCGUCUGAGGCCAAGACGGACCACGUCGAGUUAUGGGGUGCGAUCGAGGGACCAUACGGUGGGUACCAUAGCCUAGACUCGUACGGUACUGUCGUGCUGUUUGCCGCAGGUGCCGGCAUCACACACCAGCUGUCAUUUGUACGACACUUGCUAGCGGGGUAUCACCACAACACUUUGGCUACGAGAAAGAUCGUGCUUGUGUGGUGUAUACCGACUAUCGAGUGUGUUAAGUGGAUAUACCCCUGGCUUGAGGAGCUUGCAGCCAUGUCGGACUGCGCCGACAUCGUGCAGAUACAGCUGUAUGUAUCGCGCUCGACUUCGCAAGCCGCAGAGUCAUUGCCUUUACCCAUCAGAGCACAGAUUUUCUCGCAGAGAUGUGACCCUCAGAACAUCGUCGAUGAGCAAAUCCUAGUGCAAGUUGGCGCCAUGGUAGUCACAGUGUGUGGACCUGGAGGCUUCAACGACAGCGUACGAGCAGCUGUGAGACGCCGCGUGGGUUUGCGUAGUAUCGACUUCUUUGAAGAGACGUUUUCAUCUUGAGGGAGAAGGGGCGCAUCGCAUGACAAUAUUUCCGAUAUCUUGAGAUCUCCAACUACCUAUAACGAGAUUCGGCCUUCGGACAGCGGCCUGGUCGACAGUUCUGUGUAACACAGUCAUAUUACUGGCUUAAGUGGGACCGCGUACAGUACACAUUGCAUAUUUUGGCGUUUCUGUGUCGACUCACUUAUUGUGUUUGCUAUUUGGCGUUUCUUCAUCUGAUCAUCUUCGGGCAAUGAAUGUUUUGAAGUUGAAUGAUCUCGAUAGGCGAAAGUGUUGAGCAAGAAGUAAUUAGAUUUCUCUGUUGAGCUGUUCUCAAAGCCAGCCG